Molecule: messenger RNA, 1404 nt
Organism: Lentinula edodes (shiitake mushroom)
Lineage: Eukaryota; Fungi; Basidiomycota; Agaricomycetes; Agaricales; Omphalotaceae
Exons: 6
Coding region: 1-1002 (333 amino acids)
Cellular component (GO): plasma membrane
Source: RefSeq, a predicted model, not a curated record
AUGUCCACUCCCACUCCACUCGCAUCUUUUCUUGGUGGUUUUGGCCUUGCUCUUCCGGUACACUCGCUAUUAGUCUUGAACGGAAGUGUAUUCGGGAUAUCCGGCUUCGUACACCGUGCAGUGCGCGGAAACAAGGAGGGGCUAAUAGCAACUGCCGGAUUAAUCAUUGGAGGAAUAAUUAUUGGCACGAUUGAAGGACGAGGACCAGAAACAAGUUUUUCGCCUUUGCCGAGUUUAUUACUCUCUGGAUUCUUAGUUGGACUGGGAACGAAGUUAUCGAAUGGAUGCACGUCUGGACAUAUGCUUGCAGGACUGUCGCGUUUUUCAAAACGGUCUAUUGCUGCUACUGCGACUUUCUUCUGUACCGCGGUAGCUACAACCAAAUUGCAACAUAGUCCAACAAUUAUACCCGCUAAUCCGCCCGACUACAACAUGAAUACUGCAGACAAAACCUUGCUUAUCGCUCAAACUGUCCCUCUAAUAGCUUCUGCUUUACUGUAUGCUUAUGUUCGUCUUCGCUUACACGCGGCAGAUCUUUGUGCUCAUAUAUGCACAGGCGUCAAUCAUGAGUCUUUAUCUGUCGUCCGUCUUGUAGCUCUCCUGUCUACUGCUGUCGAUUUUGCUCUGGCAUUGCGAUUGUCCAACCUUACUGACCCGAAGAAAGUGACAGCUUUCCUACUUUUACCUUUUCACCCAGCUUUCGACCCUUCACUGGCAUUUCUUGCCAUCGGAGCCAUACCAAUAGGUGCAGCUCUGUAUCACUUUUUCCGUGGACCAGAAAAACCGGUUUUGGGAGGUCCAUGGGCUAUACCCAAGUCUGGGAAUGUCGAUACGAAACUCUUGCUAGGAUCUGUUUUGUUUGGUAUCGGCUGGGGAGCAUCUGGACUUUGUCCUGGGCCGGUUGUUAUUAAUUUGGGACGCGCGUUGGCAACUGGAAGCCAACUCACUAGUUGGCUCUCCUGGUCGCUUUCUUUUAUCGCGGGCGGCCUUUGUGUCAAUUGAGUGUUCGCACCAUUGGCUUAACUUUAUGUUUUAUGUAUGAUUCAUGCGAAAGUGGUUGGAAAUUGGACCAUGUCAGUGUAUUGUGUAGCUUACUGUACAACAGCUGUACAAUAAAUUUCUAGACAUCAGCUAUGUAGUGUUCAUUACACUGGACCAAAUUAAUUGACGAACGAUAAUGAUACAUAACAAAGUUAACAUAAAACAUACAAAAAACAUACGUACGUACAAUGAAGUCCUUACGAUACAACUGCAAGUGACGAAGUGACAACAGCUGGGGGUUUUGAAGCCUUGGACCGUCCCCAUUUGACAGCCACCCGCUCUCCAUCAAUCUCGAGCCCGUUGGCCCAGGCUCCCGCAGCACAUUCGCAAGUAUUUCUCUCCUUGAAAUUAAUAAAGGCGCAU